Molecule: messenger RNA, 1380 nt
Organism: Jatropha curcas
Lineage: Eukaryota; Viridiplantae; Streptophyta; Magnoliopsida; Malpighiales; Euphorbiaceae
Product: F-box protein AUF2
Molecular function (GO): protein binding
Source: RefSeq, a predicted model, not a curated record
CUGAACUAUUGUGGCAGUUGAUCAAUUGGACUUGUUCACUUCUCUGAUCGACAUACGACAGUCCAAUAACUAAGCCGGCAAAAACGAAUAAAAUAUUCCAUUGUUCAAAACUCAACGGUCAAAUGCCCACCCUUUCCCGAAGCCCAAUUUUCCCUAUUCCAUAAAACAUAAAUAUCUAAAACCUCACUACCUCCCAUUCACGUCUCUUUUCGUUUCCACGAACGGGCAUAAGAAAAAUCAUUUGAUCAAAAUGGACGGCUUUGAUCGUCUCCCGGACUCCCUCAUCCUUCUGAUCUUCAACUCCGUCUCUGAUAUCAAAACCUUGAUCCGCUGCCUCUCCGUUUCGAAACGUUUCAACUCACUCGUUCCGCAAACUGAAUCGUUAUUUCUAAGAGUCGAUCGUGUAAUUUCGCCUGACUUAGACACCGACUCGAUCCUCUUCGCCUUCUUCAAGUCGCUCCUCAAGUCUAUUCAUGACCUCUUCAACUGCGAUCAGAAGCCCACCGCAACACUAACCCUAACUCAAAAUUCCCCCGCCCAAAUCCUCUGUCGAUUCGAUCGGAUCCGAGCCCUGCAAAUCGAACUACCGGCCGGUGACUUAAAAUUAGACAAAGGCGUUGUUAUCAAAUGGAGAGCCGAUUUCGGUAAGACGUUGAAGAGUUGCGUGAUUUUAGGUUUUCGCACAGCGGCAGCAAAUUCAGAUGAUGACAGUGCUGAUGUGGAUUUCGAUGUUGCCGAAGGUUUGAAGGCGAGAGUAGUGUGGACGAUCAGUGCGUUGAUUGCAGCAUCGGCAAGACAUUAUUUACUAAAAGAGGUUGUGAAAGAACACAAGGAGAUGGAGAGAUUGGUAUUGAAAGAUAAGGAAGGGGAAGGGAAGGUGGUGAUGGACAAGGAGGGUUUGAGAGAGUGUAGAAUGGAGACGACGGCGCCUGAAAGUGAUGAGUGGGAAUGGGAGGCGAGCAGGACAAUGGUGCCGAGCGUGAGAAUGAGGAUGAGGCACAAGCGAAGAGUGCAACUCAAUAACGGGAGUUGGGUGGAAGGUGCGACAUUGGUUGUGGUCAGGCCUUCCGUCGGGAAGGAUGGUGAUGGUCGUAGUGAAGUUGCGGCAGCUGACGUGGAGGACGCUGAGCUGGCAACGACUGCUUUUGGUGGUGGGGUAUAUGGAGAAGCUGUACAGCUACUUCUAAAGAGUAAGGGAUAUUUACUGGAAAUGAACUCGUUUUAAUUAAUGCUAGGAGUUUGCAUAAAGUAUAAUUUUCAUUAACAGUCUUCACUCAGGAAAAAAUGUUAACACAUUGUUAUCGCUUAUGUAAAUAAGAGGAAUAAUUAUGUAUAUUAUUUUUAUUAACAGUCUUCAAUUAUAUUUAUCAAGAUUCUGUA